Mercurialis annua (annual mercury) is the source of this 3760-nucleotide messenger RNA. Its product is annotated as cellulose synthase A catalytic subunit 5 [UDP-forming]-like. Gene Ontology annotation, molecular function: cellulose synthase (UDP-forming) activity. The transcript has 14 exons. The record is from RefSeq and is a predicted model, not a curated record. Gene Ontology annotation, biological process: cellulose biosynthetic process; plant-type primary cell wall biogenesis. Gene Ontology annotation, cellular component: plasma membrane; trans-Golgi network. Bases 297 to 3551 code for a protein of 1084 amino acids. NCBI's taxonomy places the organism in Eukaryota, Viridiplantae, Streptophyta, Magnoliopsida, Malpighiales, Euphorbiaceae.
CACAAAGAACCCACCUGGGUAUUUGAAGAAAGCAACCAAAAAUGCAAACGGAGCAUUUUGUUUUUGUUAUAUAUAACAUGUCUUUGUUUAAUCUCUAAUUUUCAUUUCUCAAAUUCUCUUUUCUGCUCCUAUAUUUUAUUCACUGUAUAAUGUGAUGAGUGAAGGUUGGUAAUGGCAGCUGGUUCUGGUGGUAUAAAUAUAUACACAUAAACAUUCAUAAAGAGAGACAAAACUAAAGCUGUGUGCUUUGUGGGUAUUCGAGCAAUGAGAGUUUGGAGGGUUGUGGUGUAGUUUCCAUGGAAACUAAAGGCAGACUCAUUGCUGGUUCUCACAAUAGAAAUGAGUUUGUUCUUAUCAAUGCUGAUGAAAUUUACAGAGUAAGUUGUGUUAAAGAACUGAGCGGGCAAAUUUGCCAGAUUUGUGGGGAUGAGAUAGAGAUUAGAGUAGAUGGGGAGCCAUUUGUUGCUUGCAAUGAAUGUGCUUUCCCUGUAUGUAGACAUUGCUAUGAGUAUGAAAGAAGAGAGGGCAACCGAGCCUGCCCUCAAUGCAAGACCAUAUAUAAACGCAUCAAAGGGAGUCCAAGAGUCGAAUGGGAUGAAGAAGAGGAGAAUACAGAUGAUUUAGAGAAUGAAUUUGAUAUUUCUGGCCCUCACAGCUUUGCCGAAUCUAUGUUUAACGUUGGUCGGGAUUGGCAAGCCAAUGUUUCAGGGUUUACUGCACCAUCUGAGUUACAUUCUGCUCUUGUAGCUUCUGAGGUUCCUCUUCUGACUUACCAUGAAGAGGAUGUUGGGAUUUCACCUGAUAAGCAUGCUCUUAUUAUACCCCCAUCUCGCACUUCAUGGAUACAACCGAUGACAUAUCUUGAUUCUUCCAUGUCUUUGCAACCCAGAGCUAUGGACCCUAAGAAAGAUUUGGCAGUGUAUGGCUAUGGAACAGUUGCAUGGAAAGAGAAAAUGGAAGAGUGGAAGAAAAAGCAAAAUGAAAAACUUCAAGUUGUGAAGCACCAAGGUGGGAAGGAUGGUGGAUAUAAUGGAGAUGAGUUGGAUGAUCCCGACUUGCCCAUGAUGGAUGAAGGGAGGCAACCUCUUUCAAGGAAGUUACCAAUUUCUUCGAGCAAGAUAAGCCCAUACAGAUUGAUAAUUAUAGUCCGACUUGUAAUUCUUGGCCUCUUCUUCCACUAUAGAAUUCUUCAUCCAGUCAACAAUGCCUAUGGAUUAUGGCUAACAUCAACCAUUUGUGAAAUAUGGUUUGCUGUAUCAUGGAUAUUUGAUCAACUACCAAAGUGGUACCCAAUUAAACGAGAAACAUAUCUCGAUCGAUUAUCGUUGAGGUAUGAGAAAGAGGGGAAGCCAUCUGAAUUAGCCGCUGUAGACAUAUUUGUUAGUACGGUUGAUCCAAUGAAAGAACCUCCACUUAUCACAGCAAACACAGUUCUAUCCAUCCUUGCUGUAGAUUAUCCGGUCGAAAAAGUGGCAUGCUAUGUCUCAGAUGAUGGUGCUGCUAUGCUCACUUUUGAAGCACUCUCAGAGACUUCUGAAUUUGCAAGAAAGUGGGUCCCUUUCUGCAAGAAGUAUAAAAUUGAACCCCGGGCUCCAGAAUGGUACUUUGGUGAAAAGGUUGAUUAUUUGAAAGACAAAGUAGAUCCAGCAUUUAUCAGGGAGCGGCGCGCCAUGAAGAGAGAAUACGAAGACUUCAAAGUUCGAAUAAAUGGACUGGUUGCCACCGCACAGAAGGUUCCCGAGGAGGGAUGGACAAUGCAGGAUGGAACUCCAUGGCCAGGGAACAAUGUCAGAGAUCAUCCUGGAAUGAUUCAGGUUUUCCUGGGGCAACAUGGUGUCCAUGAUGUUGAAGGGAACCAACUGCCUUGUCUAGUUUAUGUGUCUCGUGAGAAGAGGCCAGGACAUGAUCACCACAAAAAAGCUGGUGCAAUGAAUGCUUUGGUGAGGGUAUCUGCAAUCUUAACAAAUGCUCCAUACCUGCUGAAUGUCGAUUGUGAUCACUAUAUAAACAACUGUAAGGCACUUCGUGAAGCCAUGUGUUUUAUGAUGGAUACAACAUCUGGAAAGAAUAUCUGUUACGUACAGUUUCCUCAAAGAUUUGAUGGGAUUGAUCGCCAUGAUAGAUACUCCAAUCGCAAUGUUGUGUUCUUUGACGUUAACAUGAAAGGAUUGGAUGGGAUCCAAGGACCUAUAUAUGUCGGCACUGGUUGUGUUUUCAGAAGGCAGGCACUUUAUGGAUAUGAUGCCCCCAUCAAGAAGAAGCCACCAGGCAAGACAUGCAACUGCUGGCCAAAAUUGUGCUGCUUUUGUUGCAGAUCUAGAAAGAAGAACAGGAAAGGAAAAUCAAACGAGAUUAAGAAGAAGAACAAGGAAGGUUCCAAGCAGAUACAUGCAUUAGAGAAUAUUGAAGAGGGUAUUGAAGGUAUAGAUAAUGAAAAAACAAAGUUAAUACCCCAAAUAAAAUUUGAGAAAAGAUUUGGGCAGUCACCGGUUUUUAUAGCUACAUUACUCAUGGAAGAAGGUGGGAUUCCAAAAGGAGCAACUUCUGCAUCGCUUUUGAAAGAAGCCAUUCAUGUCAUUAGCUGUGGUUAUGAAGAUAAAACCGAAUGGGGUAAAGAGGUCGGGUGGAUAUAUGGUUCUGUCACUGAGGACAUAUUGACAGGCUUCAAGAUGCAUUGUCAUGGCUGGCGUUCAGUAUAUUGCAUUCCGCAGAGGCCUGCAUUUAAGGGUUCAGCUCCAAUAAAUCUUUCAGAUCGUCUGCACCAGGUUCUUCGGUGGGCACUAGGAUCUGUUGAGAUUUUGUUGAGUAAGCACUGUCCUAUAUGGUAUGGCUAUGGCUGUGGAUUGAAACCGUUGGAACGAUUCUCUUAUAUAAACUCAGUUGUCUAUCCUUUGACAUCAAUUCCCUUAGUCAUUUACUGUACCUUGCCAGCUGUUUGUCUCCUUACAGGAAAAUUCAUUGUUCCUGAGCUUAGUAACUAUGCAAGCAUCAUUUUCAUGGCGCUCUUCAUAACAAUAGCACUUACGAGUGUCCUUGAAAUGCAAUGGGGAGGCGUAGGAAUACAUGACUGGUGGAGAAACGAGCAGUUUUGGGUGAUUGGUGGCACGUCAUCUCAUCUGUUUGCACUUUUCCAGGGUCUGCUCAAGGUACUGGCAGGUGUUAGUACUAGUUUCACGGUUACUUCAAAAGCCGGGGAUGACGGAGAUUUUUCAGAACUCUACCUCUUCAAAUGGACAUCAUUGUUGAUCCCGCCUCUGACAUUGCUUUUCAUAAACAUCAUUGGAAUUGUAGUUGGAGUCGCCAACGCUAUCAACAACGGGUAUGAUUCUUGGGGUCCGUUCUUUGGUAGGCUAUUCUUUGCAGGUUGGGUCAUUCUCCAUCUUUAUCCAUUCUUAAAGGGAUUCUUGGGGAAACAAAAUAGGCUUCCUACAAUCAUACUUGUCUGGUCGAUACUUCUAGCUUCCAUUUGCUCGCUGUUAUGGGUCCGACUCAACCCAUUCACAUCGAGAGAUGGUCUUGUAUUAGAAAUUUGUGGAUUAGAUUGCAAUUAAGGAAACAGAAUAUUGCAUAAACAUGCUACUAUUUCUCGUCGAAGAGGAAAGAAAUCCCUAUGACAGUGCUGAAGAAAAUCCCGACGGGCAGGGAUGUGUGUAAAUAUUAUGGGCAUUGACAUAUUGUCAUCUAAUUUGCCUAAUUUUUAUAAAUUAUUUGUGAAAAGUUAGUUUAGCAAUAAAAUGUCAAUGAAACUGAAUUUAAAUCA